GUUGCUGCUCCAUCUGACCUCUAAGUAUUCCGGCGACACGAUCUACCAUUAAUCAUAACAUGACCGAUGGCCUCACAUAAUCUUUCCUAUCACAGUGUCCGAAGAAUGACUCUAUUCCAGCUGUAAGCAGCAUAGAUGCACAUUCCUAGGACAUGUUCAAGUCUGUGUACUGAUGGAAGUGAUGGCUUACCCAGAGGCCUUUGUUGCUGCUGCCCGACAAUACCUGGCUUCAGGAAAGAAGAGGAAACCCUUGUCUCGGUCUUUGUGCUUGAACCUUGCUGCCCAGAUCCUGGCAGUGGAUUCAGGUCUGAAACCUGCACUGUUGUACGACACCAACUCAGCUGGGCCAGACAAGAUCCAGCAGUACCUGCACACGCUGGGGGCAUUCGGACUUGUGGCCAAUGCACUGCAUGUGGUGGUGGUAGAUGACAAUACCCUUAUUGUCAACUUGGACCUGAUUAUCUUACACUUGGAAGAACUGCUUUUGAAAAAAAACAUUUCUGUCAUGGAUGUGUCUCAGUCGAGGGCUCAGCCCAUGCUGACAAACAUGGAAUCCAGUGGGGCUGAGGAGUCAGUGCAGGGAAUUCUGGGUGAUUUGAGAAAGCUAACACAAGGGGCAGGGAGAGGCACCCCUGAGGUCCUCACUGUGGGAGAGGGGCUGUGUGGGCACUGGAACCUGUGCACCCUCUUUGGAAUCCUCUUAGGUUUCCCUGCCACCUACUGGUUUGACCAGAAGAUGAGUUUUGAGAACUGCCUGAGUAUGAUGCCCCUGCUGGUUACCACAGCCACCGCUUCCUGGGAUGCCGUUGCCGGGGGCAGCAGGCACUGUUUCUACUCCUUCAGCAUCCCACAGGUGUUGAUGUCAGAGACUCAGCCCAUGUUGGACAGCUGGGCUGAAAAACUGCAUGAGCGGUUCAGCCACCAGUCCACCUUCUCUGCUCUCACAGUUUCCACAGAGACAGUGCUCCUGCCCUCAGUUGCACUUUGAAUCUGAUUCUAUUCCCUGGUCAUACAGGCCUGCAGUGCCUUCUGUGACUGCCAGCAGGGCCAAAAGCACAGCACAUGAAGGACUGCAGGGAACCCUAGCAGCAUGUCACAGGCAGUACACAAGCAGCUGAAUACAAGUAAAGUGGUUAUGAUUUUCACAAAAAUGUACAUAAGUCAUGACAAGUAUUUUUAAGUUGGUUAUAAAUCUUUUUUUACAAAUAAAAAAA
Molecule: messenger RNA, 1214 nt
Organism: Megalops cyprinoides (Indo-Pacific tarpon)
Lineage: Eukaryota; Metazoa; Chordata; Actinopteri; Elopiformes; Megalopidae
Gene: c7h1orf74
Product: chromosome 7 C1orf74 homolog
Exons: 2
Coding region: 173-988 (271 amino acids)
Source: RefSeq, a predicted model, not a curated record